CUAAAGGGUAGCUCUCUCUCAACUCCAUCAUCAACUUCAUCAACCCCGGAUAGAUAUAUUUUAAAUCCGCCGCCAGCGAUACCUCCCAUUGUCACAGAAGCCAUCGGUCUCGUCGAUUACUCAUUCACACUUCACCUCUACCACAUAGAUCAUGGAUCACCGUCCGCAAGCUUGGGGCCGUCCCAGAGACGACGUUUACGGCGCUUACGAUGCCUCAUUCAUGAGUGACAACGGUCCCAAGCAAAACACCCAGCAGCCUAUCGUUACUGGUACUUCUGUCAUCGCCGUCAAGUUCAAGGAUGGUGUUGUCAUUGCUGCCGAUAACCUGGCUUCAUACGGCUCUCUCGCUCGUUUCACAGAUGUCAAGCGACUCCGCCCCUUCGCCGACUCGUCAGUUGUAGGCUUCAGCGGUGACAUCUCCGACAUGCAGUAUCUCGACCGCCACCUCAUCGAGCUUUCUCUCGACGAGGCCUACACCUCCCCCGAUGCUCCCCGUCUCAACGCCGCAAACCUUCAUCGCUAUCUCGCAAAGCUUCUCUACCGCCGCCGUUCCAAAUUCGACCCCCUUUGGAACCAUAUCCUUGUUGUUGGUCUCGACGAUGACGACAAGCCUUUCCUCGCUGCUGCCGACCUCCUCGGCAGCACCUACAGUGCUCCCAGUCUGGCCACCGGCUUUGGUGCCAUGCUGGCCCAGCCUAUCAUGCGUCGUCAUGUCCCCGACGAAGAGGCCUCUCAGAACCUUGACAAGGAGGGCGCCAUCAACAUUAUCAAGGAGUGCAUGAAGGUCCUAUACUAUCGUGACGCUCGCAGUCUGGAUUCCUACUCAAUGGCUGUUGUUACCAAGGAGGGUGUGGAGAUCAACGAGGGUCUCCAGCUGGAAGCUCAGAGCUGGGCCUUCGCAGAGAGGAUUCGAGGAUAUGGCACUCAAACUGUCUAGGCUAUUAGGAUUUGUUAAUGGGAAGUACAUAGUGUGGCAAAGACUCGUCACAAACGUACUUGACUAGAGAGGUUGCGCAAUGAUUCGAGCAAGAGACUUGAUCUCAUGUUACAUUAGAAAGGCUUGGCCCAAAUUACAUUCAUGAUGAUGACAAUGU
Fusarium graminearum PH-1 is the source of this 1094-nucleotide messenger RNA. RefSeq lists its product as uncharacterized. The transcript has 3 exons. Gene Ontology annotation, cellular component: proteasome core complex. Bases 152 to 937 code for a protein of 261 amino acids. The record is from RefSeq and is a predicted model, not a curated record. Lineage: Eukaryota; Fungi; Ascomycota; Sordariomycetes; Hypocreales; Nectriaceae.